This is a messenger RNA of Patiria miniata (bat star), 1986 nucleotides long. Its product is annotated as suppressor of SWI4 1 homolog. The transcript has 14 exons. Gene Ontology annotation, biological process: ribosomal large subunit assembly; rRNA processing. Gene Ontology annotation, molecular function: rRNA binding. Lineage: Eukaryota; Metazoa; Echinodermata; Asteroidea; Valvatida; Asterinidae. Bases 133 to 1698 code for a protein of 521 amino acids. Gene Ontology annotation, cellular component: preribosome, large subunit precursor. The record is from RefSeq and is a predicted model, not a curated record.
UACAUAGAGAACCAAGUUGCUUUAAUUGUAGAGGGCGCACUGCACCCGUACCCACGUGCGUUGACUUCGCGAUAUCGUACAGCAUACACUACGUAAGCGGUGGGAUCAGUGCGGACUCCAAAUAUCAACACUAUGGCAAGGAAAAAGAAGGGAAAGGGAAAGAAAAAGGCCAAACAAAAUCUGGUCACUGCAGAGAGUGAGUAUGGCAAGGCACCCCACACAUUUGUCUUCCACAGAGGUGUAGUUGGCAAAAGCGUCUUGCAACUCCUUCUUGACAUCAGACGGACAAUGGAACCCUACACCGCAGCCAGCCUCAGGACUAGAAAGAAGAAUGUGUUGAAGGAUUUUGUCAGCGUGGCCAGUCCUCUCGGCGUUACGCAUUUCAUGGUGUUUACAAAAACAGAUACAGGCACAAACAUGAGAAUUAUUAAAAUUCCAAGAGGACCCACUAUCAAUUUCAAAGUGACUCAGUAUUCACUGGCCAAGGAUGUGGUGUCGUCCUUGAAGCGCCCCAACAUGUACGCCUCCCAGUUCAGGUAUCACCCUCUUCUGGUCCUCAACAACUUCAGCAAAGAUGAGCCGCACCUGAAACUCGCUGCUACGAUCCUGCAGAACAUGUUUCCCUCCAUCAAUGUACACAAGGUUCAGCUGAACAAGAUACGUCGCUGUGUGCUAUUCAACUACGAUCCAGAAACCAAGCUGAUUGAGUUCAGACACUAUUCCAUCAAGCUUGUGCCGGUUGGAAUCAGCCGGAGUGUCAAGAAGCUGCUCAAGACCAAGGUACCAGACCUGAGCCGAUACAAAGAUGUCAGCGACUUCUUCCUCAAUGCUGGUCAGUUGUCGGAAAGCGAGGCAGAACAAGAAGGUCCCGACAAUGAAGUGACCGUUCCCCAGAGUAUGAGCAGCAGGGGUAACAUUGCUGCUCAGAAGAGCGCGAUUAGACUGGUGGAGAUUGGUCCGAGGAUGCAGCUGCAGAUGGUUAAGAUUGAAGAAGGCAUGUGUGAAGGAGAGGUCAUGUACCAUCAAUUUGUCCAAAAGACUUCACAGGAGAUUGCAGAAGCCAGAACCCUUCGACUGCAGAGAAUGAAAGCAAAGGAGAAGCGAAAGAAACUUCAAAAAGCAAACGUUGAUUCAAAGACGAAACAGAAAGAAGAACACAAACAAAAAUCCCUGGAUGGAAUCAAGAAGAAGACAGAACAGGAAGAGAAGUCUUCUGUGAAAGUAGCUGUCGGCGAGGAGCAGGAGGAAGAGGAAGUGGAUGAUGACACAGAGUACUACCGACAAGAAGUGGGAGAAGACCCUGACCCAGCUCUUUUUCCGAAGCAGAAGCGCCUACCAAGGACAGACAAGAGGAAAGCUAGCAGUCAGGGAACCAGACUCCCACAGAAGAAAUUCAAGUUCAGCUCCAAGUCGUCCAAAGAUUCCGAGAACAAGGUGCGGAAAGGAAUGAAGGGCAAUACCCGCAGGCAAGACAGCCAAGAGAGGACUUCGUCCAAAACAUUCGGGAAAAAGUCACCUUCGAUGAGAGCUGGAAAGAAAUCUGGGCCUUUGGGGAGAAACGCAAACAAGAAGUUUGGAUCUCCGGACCGAACGCAGCGGCGAGGCCACCCAGCGGGGAAAGGGGGUGCAACAAAACUUAAAAAGGGCAAAGUGGCUGGAGGAAAGGUCAUGAAGAAAUCAAAGGUCAAGGGUCGUUAGCAUGGAGGUAUUUGUGGGGGAACCAUAAAAUCACCAUUCUAAAUGACAAUUUCAAAUCAAGGCUUCGUGUUUACUGAUACAUUGUAAUUAUAAUUAUGAUGCGAUAUCAAAUCAUCUGAUCUUUGAGUAAAUCGGUUCUAUUAUUGCUGUCUUUUAAACUUGAGUAUGAUUUCAGUAGGUGCUGUGGGCUACAUUUUAAGGCUCAUGUGAUAUGUGAGGGUCACCUACCGUCUAGGGUCGUUGAUUUAUCCAUGUUGGAUUGGUACAUGGCCGGGGGGGGGGGGGGGG